CAUAAACUGCGACACCCCCUCCGUGAUUGGUACGGUCUCGUCGGUACGGUUCGUCAUAGUGAUCUAUCUUUAUUUCCUUACUGGAUAUCUGAUUAUCAAGCACACUAUGCGACUAAUAACCUGUAUUCUCCUGUUCGCGCUAAAUUACAAUGCACGUGCAGAACAGUGCGCAUGUGCGACGACCAACGUCCACGUGAGAAGUGGGGCUGACACCCACCACCCAGUCUUGACAACGCUUAUUACAGGAAAAUGCCUUCCCUACAAGGGUGACAACUCUAAUGGAUGGGUUCACGUCGAUUAUAACGGUUCUGAUGGAUAUAUAUCUGGCAGUUAUGUCACUCUUGGAAGCUGUGGUGGGGGAGAUGGGGGAGCAGUUUGGGAGGCAGGUCACCCAAAGUCAACUGGGCCUGCAAAGUGCACCGAGCCCGAAAAGUCCGCCGGGCCAUCUGUUCAGUUGUCAGGCUGUCCACACAUCGUGUCGCGGGCUGAGUGGGGUGCCAGGCCACCCAAGGAGCACUCCCCCCUCCAUGGUGCUAUGAAAUACGCGUUUGUCCAUCACGGCGCCGGUGGGGAUUGCACCACACAGGACACCUGCAGCCACACCGUCCGGAGCUACCAAAACUACCACAUGGAUUCGCACGGCUGGUCUGAUAUUGGAUACAGUUUUCUCGUGGGAGAAGAUGGAAACGCCUACGAAGGGCGUGGCUGGGACACCCAGGGGGCGCAUACCAAGGGAUACAACACUGUGGGGCUGGGAUUCUGUAUGAUCGGGAACUUCCAAGACCGGUUGCCGAAUCAAGCCGCUCUGGACACCUUACAGAAACUGAUUGAGUGUGGGAAAGCUCACGGCAAGCUACAGUCUAACUACGUUCUCAGAGGUCACCGUGACAUGGGAACCACGGCCUGUCCAGGUCAGAGGUUGUAUGACCUCAUCAAGACCUGGCCUCACUACUAAUGUAAUUGACUCAGACAAGUUAUUCAUUAUACUUGGCAGCGCAAUACAAAUGUAUUAUGUCCUGAAUAUGUAUUAACAAUUAAAAGUAAGAAGGUUA
This is a messenger RNA of Gigantopelta aegis, 1052 nucleotides long. Its product is annotated as peptidoglycan recognition protein 1-like. Gene Ontology annotation, biological process: peptidoglycan catabolic process. The record is from RefSeq and is a predicted model, not a curated record. The coding region runs from base 107 to 955 and encodes 282 amino acids. The transcript is spliced from 6 exons. NCBI's taxonomy places the organism in Eukaryota, Metazoa, Mollusca, Gastropoda, Neomphalida, Peltospiridae. Gene Ontology annotation, molecular function: N-acetylmuramoyl-L-alanine amidase activity; zinc ion binding.